Messenger RNA from Bombus pyrosoma, 1352 nucleotides. Its product is annotated as zinc finger matrin-type protein 2. Gene Ontology annotation, cellular component: U4/U6 x U5 tri-snRNP complex; spliceosomal complex. The transcript is spliced from 5 exons. The record is from RefSeq and is a predicted model, not a curated record. Lineage: Eukaryota; Metazoa; Arthropoda; Insecta; Hymenoptera; Apidae. The coding region runs from base 233 to 826 and encodes 197 amino acids. Gene Ontology annotation, molecular function: nucleic acid binding; zinc ion binding. Gene Ontology annotation, biological process: mRNA splicing, via spliceosome.
AAUAUAACAAGGGAGAAAGUUAAUGAAUUUCUAAUCAUGUUUGCGCUUUAAUUUAAGUAUAAUAAAAUGUUAUGAAAUAUUUUUUCAUGAAAGUAGGUGUAUCUAAAUUCACGGAUACUCAAAUACAAAAUGGCGCAAUAGAAGUGUGCUCUUAGUGCAAGUGAAACGAAGCGAGGAAAAUAAUUUAUUUUUCUAUGUGUAAUAGACUUGACUGAAAUUAAGAAUUUUGAAAAUGUCUAUGCGACCUGAUGAUCAUAGGAGAAAAUGGAACAGAGAAGAGUACGAAAGAAUAGCGCUUCAGCGUCUUCAGGAUGAGAUUGCUGAAGAAGAGUUGGGAAUUCCAAAACAACCUGCAGUAAAAAGAGAGUUGCUCAAACAAAGGGAUUAUAAAGUUGAUCUUGAAUCUAAAUUAGGAAAAAGUGUUGUUAUUAAUAAAAAUACACCAUCAUCACAAACUGGAGGGUACUACUGCAAUGUUUGCGAUUGUGUUGUCAAGGAUUCUAUUAAUUUCUUAGAUCACAUCAAUGGCACAAAACAUCAACGUAAUUUGGGUAUGUCAAUGAAAAUAGAACGAUCUACAUUAGAGCAGGUUAAAGCACGCUUUGCAACGAACAAAAAGAAAUUAGAGGAAAAAAAGAAGGAUUAUGAUUUAGAACAGAGAGUAAAAGAAUUAAAGGAAGAGGAAGAGAAGAUAAAAGAGUACAGAAAAGAGAAAAGAAAAGACAAGAAAAGAAAAAUUGAAGAAAUCAAUGAAGAUAAUGGUGGACCUUCAGAUGAAAUGGCAGCGAUAAUGGGUUUCUCAGGUUUUGGUUCUAAAAAAAAGUGACAAUGAGAUACUAUCGGAUUAUUUGAUGAAAAAUUGCCUUCUGAAGAUGUAUCUUAAGAAAAGACUAUGGUGUUAUUAAUUUCUUAAGAAAUGUUUCAUUUGAGAAUUAACACUGAACACUACAAGAUCAUGGAUAAAAAAGACUGAUCUUAUAAAGAUUUAUCUUUGAUAUCAAUAUUUAAGUUUCAGUAUAAUUUAAUUUAUUUCCUUUUUCUUGCAUGAUCAGUGUUUAAAUGAACAGAUAAUUUUUAUCUAUAUCUGAUAUAACGAACAGCAAUUCAUUUCUUAAACACAAUGAAAGUAUGUUGAUUUAGCAUAUAAAAACAGUAAAAUCACUAUGGAAAUUAUGUGAAAUAGCUUUAGCCUUAUGAGUCACUUGUCGUUAAUGUACUCUAGAUUUACUGCAAUACUAAAAUUAAGCUUUAUGGAGUGUAUUUACAGUUUUCCUGGACCAGCAAUGUAAUGAACAUUAUUUAAACAAUAUUGUAAUUUGUCAAUAAAAGUACAAGAUUUUAUAUACAUGGAA